AUGAAAAGGUGCAUAUGCAGGGCUUCAGGGCCAGCGAGGCGACUUUACUUCACGUCACGACCGACGCCAUCUUCAGAGACAACACCUCCUCUUCCAGCAAACCCAAACAAGCGUGAACUGAAAGACCUCACACCCUCCGACCUUUGCUAUUACUGGGAUACCAAACCCCCCAAUACCGCCCAACUAGCCUUCGCAGACAAAAUAUUUGUUCCCUCCCGACAUUCGCCGAUCAAACUAUGGGCCGCUAGCAAGUUCCGUACCACGCCGCUUUCCUCCGUCGAACCCGAAGUCGCAUUUCUCGGUCGUUCGAAUGUCGGGAAGAGCUCCUUGCUAAAUGCGAUUAUGGGCCAAGAGGUUUGCUGGACAUCAUCCAAGCCCGGUCGAACACGAGAAAUGAAUGCUUUCGGAAUUGGAGGAACGAAAGGCGGCGAGUCCAAGGUCGUUUUGCUAGAUAUGCCGGGAUACGGAAAAGCGAGUCGGACUGAAUGGGGAAUGGAAAUUAUGAAAUACCUUCAAGGGCGCAAGCAACUUCGUCGCGCUUUCAUCCUUAUCGAUAGCGAACACGGCAUCAAGCAAAACGACGCUGACAUUCUCUCUCUUUUCCGUCGCUACGCAAUUCCCCAUCAAAUUAUUCUGUCUAAAAUAGACAAGGUUCUCACAAAAAAGAAAAGGCAAUCUAAGACUGGCGUAUCAGCAGUCAACAUCCAGCGCCUGCAGGACAUGCUCCGAGAUCUCAAACCGGUCAUUCAGCCAGACCCGGGAGUUUCAGAAGGACCGGGGGCACUUGGAGAGAUUUUGACGUGCAGCGCAGAAGUACCUAUCUCCCCCGGCCGGGUGCUAGGCGUGGAUGCCAUACGCUGGGCUAUCUUGUCCGCGGCUGGCAUCGAUGGAAGUCUAGAAGGUGGGCGACAGGCCCAAAUUUAA
Messenger RNA from Penicillium argentinense, 924 nucleotides. Its product is annotated as translation initiation/elongation factor MRX8. The record is from RefSeq and is a predicted model, not a curated record. The coding region runs from base 1 to 924 and encodes 307 amino acids. The transcript is spliced from 2 exons. Lineage: Eukaryota; Fungi; Ascomycota; Eurotiomycetes; Eurotiales; Aspergillaceae. Gene Ontology annotation, molecular function: GTP binding. Gene Ontology annotation, cellular component: mitochondrion.